GCACACAGCUUUCAACGAUUCAAGAUAAUUACUUGUUAUACAGUAUACGUGUCCAACAAUGGAGUUGCAUUGUUCCAAUAAAAACACACCCAAAUUUUAUUUUAAACAAAAAUCAAACCUUUUUUCUUCCCCAAUUAAAAAAAUCGUAUAUCAUUUUUAUUUUCUCUCUCCCUCUCGGGGAUAAAAUAGAAUCAAAGUCAUUAUAGAGGUCUGGAUUUGGAUUCUACUCCUCCAGUUUUUCCAAACUUUCAACUGGUGAGAAGUGUUCAUUUUCUCCUUCUCUUCUAAUACUGAUAUUCUGCGUUAUUUCUUGCUGUUCCCUUUUUUGUUUUUUGUUUUUUUGUUUUUUUGAGCGAAUGGGAUCUUUAGACUUGUGAUGUUGGUUUAUAUUUACAUGGGGUUUGUCGUUUUGGUUGGAAGAAGAACAAGGAGGAGGGGGUGGUAGAAGAUUCGUUCGUUUUGGAUCGGAUUUUGGUGGGUUGCCUUGGAUCCAGGAAACUCUCAAGUUUUAUGUGAAAAAAGAGGCGAACCCUUUUGGGGAUUUCUUGUGAUUUCACUUUAUCUUAGAUCCCUCCACCUGUCUCCUUCGCGGGGUUUUUUCUCUUUAUUGGAUAAAGUUGAGAGAUCCUCGUUUUUCUCAGUCUCUGUGUAUAUAAGAACUGAUAGUGGAGAAAAGAUUGUUGAUAGUUGGCAGUUCUUAUCAGAAGGGGAAGAAUUUGAGAGAUGGUGUGUGAAGUUUUGGUGGAAUUCCUUCUUUUGUCAUUGCUUUAGUUUGAUUUAUUGCAAGGUUAGAUCCACUGUUCCUAAAUAGAUCUGUGGAGUAAGGGACUGCUUUCUUCUGAUUGUUUUGAGCUUACACUAUUGAAUACUCUGUAAUUUGGUUGUGAACUUUUGUUAUUGACAAUUUUUUGUGGGUUUAGGAAGUGGUAGUAGUUAAACCAGCUUAGUUUUAUCUCAAGUAUGACUGGUAAAAUGUUGUAAGAGGGGAAGAUGGUUUGCCAAAUGAUGUGGUUGUAGAGAAAUUGGAAGAUAUUUUAGUUAAGAUUUAAGAAUGAUGGAAGAGAUGUCUCCUGCAGUUUCUUUGACUCUUAGUUUGGGUAAUCCAAAGUCUGAUAGCUCAGGAAGUCCGGGCCAUGUCGAAUUCACUCGGCUAAAGUUGGUAACAGACACUGUAAAUUUAUUCUCUGCAUCGUCCCCCGAUUCGGGUUCGAUUGGCAAGGGUAGUUGCCAUGAUUUUAAUGGUAUAGUCGAUGGUGUAACUGUGUCAAAAUUGACUGACAGUGGUCAAGGUAGAGAUAGUUUUUGGGGGUUGUUACCGGAGAAUGGCACGAAUUUGACUGCAGAUAAGGGAGGUUCAACCUUAUCUACUAUGGAUGACACUGACGAAAUGAUAGAUGAUGGAUUGUUCGCUAUUGAUGGCACUUCAAAAAUUAAUGUGCAAGAAGUUGUCAAAAUUGGAGAUGUUAGCAAUGGUCAUAUUGUUGCCAAGGCUAUUAUCUUAGUGGAAUCAAGAAAGAUUCCUACCAGCGAAAUCAUCGUGGCGACGGUAAGCCCAGAUUUAGAAGUAUCCGCUAAGUCGGAGUUGAAUGCCCCUGCAGUAGUUUUCCGAUCGAAAGGGGAGGAAAAUGUUCAUAAAGGCGCUCGUAGUGUCUUUGAACUAGAUUGUAUUCCCCUUUGGGGUUCUGUAUCGAUUUGUGGUAGAAGACCGGAGAUGGAAGAUGCAAUUGCUGCUGUUCCUUGUUUUACCAAGAUUCCUAUCAAAAUGCUCGUAGGCAAUGGUUUGGUUAAUGGAAUGGGCCAAAGUUUAACACAUCUCAACAGCCAUUUCUUUGGUGUUUAUGAUGGACAUGGGGGCUCUCAGGUUGCUGAUUAUUGUCGAGAGCGAAUACAUUUGGCAUUAGCUGAAGAGAUAGGAAGAUUUAAACAAAAUCUAAGCACUGAAGAGAACUGGCAGCAGGAUUGGGAGAGAACCUUUAAUAAUUGCUUUUUGAGGGUUGAUGAUGAAAUAGAAGGAAAAGUUGGUGGAUCAGUCAGUGGAAGCGAUGGAGAUGUUUCCGAUGCUAGCUUUGAAUCUGUUGCCCCGGAAACUGUUGGCUCUACUGCUGUUGUUGCCUUGGUCUGUUCGUCUCACAUCAUAGUUGCAAACUGUGGCGAUUCAAGAGCAGUCCUAUGCCGUGGCAAAGAACCUAUGGCGCUUUCAGUCGAUCAUAAACCAAAUCGGGAAGAUGAAUAUGCUCGGAUCGAAUCAUCUGGAGGCAAAGUCAUCCAGUGGAAUGGACACCGCGUAUUCGGAGUUCUUGGAAUGUCAAGAUCCAUUGGUGAUAGAUAUCUGAAGCCAUGGAUUAUUCCCGAUCCAGAAGUCAUGUUCAUUCCUCGCGCAAAAGAAGACGAAUGUCUUAUUUUAGCCAGUGAUGGACUGUGGGAUGUGAUGACGAACGAGGAAGUCUGCGAAGUGGCUCGAAGGCGGAUUCUGCUUUGGCACAAAAAGCAUGGGGCAUCAUCUCUCGCCAAUCGGGGCGUGGGGGUCGACCCAGCUGCACAAGCAGCAGCAGAAUACCUCUCUAUGCUUGCUCUCCAAAAGGGAAGCAAAGACAACAUCUCUGUGAUUGUAGUGGACUUGAAAGCUCAAAGAAAGUUCAAGACCAAAUCUUGACAACAAAUAGUUGGCCAAACCGAGCCAAACCAAACCGAACUUACCCGCCAAGUCCAUAUGUCAAGAGACACRGUAUGUUCUGCCACAUUGCAUCUCGUUCCAUUCGUACUCUCUCUCACAUAUAGAAAUCUGUAUAUGUAUCAUAGAACGUUUCUGAUGGAAAUCCAGCAGAAAAAAGAAACAGCAUGUGUAAUGAAGUUCUAAUCUAUGAUUUUGGACUGCACCAUACCAAUACUUGAACAUGAACUGCCCAUAUGUAUAGGUAGAGAAUUUUGGGAUUUCCUGAUACAGUUUCUUUCUGUGAACCUCUUCUUUCUUUGCUUUUUUUCAAGCCAAGUUCAAGAUUUUGGUUCUGCUUUAUAUAACAUUAUAGCCUCUUCCUCUUCUUGAUUACUACUUUUUUCAAUGGUAGGGAAGGGAAUAGGAAUUUCUUUUUCUUCGGGUCAACUUCAAAUUCCUUCACAAGACAGUAACAGUUAUAUUGUAGAUUUAUUAUAUUCAUUUCAUUUGCUUCU
Momordica charantia (bitter melon) is the source of this 3168-nucleotide messenger RNA. It is a transcript of the gene HAB1, whose product is annotated as HYPERSENSITIVE TO ABA1. NCBI's taxonomy places the organism in Eukaryota, Viridiplantae, Streptophyta, Magnoliopsida, Cucurbitales, Cucurbitaceae. The record is from RefSeq and is a predicted model, not a curated record. Gene Ontology annotation, biological process: protein dephosphorylation. Gene Ontology annotation, molecular function: protein serine/threonine phosphatase activity; cation binding.